GGGAGGCCGGCGCCAAACUCAAAGCGCAAGAUGGCGGCCGCCGAGAGCCUGUUCAGUCAGUUGGUGCCGGUGCAGGCCAAGUGCCAGGGCUGCGAGGAGAGGCGAAUAAACGUUCGUGUGAAUAUUGAGCUGCAAUCAACAACAAAUCCCAUUCAUAGAAAGGAUUUGGUUGUUCGUCUAACUGACGAUUCUGACCCCUUCUUUCUAUACAAUCUUGUUAUUUCUGAGGAAGAUUUUCAAAGUUUAAAACUCCAGCAGAGCCUUCUGGUAGAUUUUUCUGCUUUUCCUCAGCGAUUUAUAGACCUCCUUCAACAUUGUAUCCAAGAACAAAAUAAAGACAUCCCAAGGUUUUUGCUGCACCUGGUUUCGUCAGGCCCUAAUUUAGAUCACACUCCUGCUUUUUUAAACGUGGUCGAGACAAACCCAUUUAAACACCUCACACACUUAUCACUGAAAUUCCUACCCGGAAACGAUGCAGAAAUCAAGAAGUUUCUGGCAACCUGUUUGAAAUGCAUUAAGGAAGAAAAAUUGCUGCUGGAACAGAAACUUAGAAAAACAGACGAGGACCUUACAAGACAGCUGAACUAUGCCCAGCAGAGCUUGUCGGAAAAAAGCAGGGAAUUGGACAAGCUGAGAAAUGAAUUGGCAUCCAAAACAGCAUCUCUAACCAACAAAUAUACCCAGGAACUGACAAAUGAGAAGGAGAAAGCUCUGCAGGCACAAGCACAAUAUCAACAACAGAAUGAGCAACAGAAAAGGGAUCUGGAAAGCUUGCAUCAGAAAACAGUGCAGCAGCUGCAGAAUAGGUUGAAGGAAUUGGAAAAUGUCAACAAGGAGCUAAUGGAAAGGAGAUACAAAGGCGAUUCGACAGUCAGAGAACUUAAAGCGAAAUUGUCUGGCAUAGAAGAUGAAUGCCAGAGAGCAAACCAGGAAGUUCUGUCUCUACGUCGAGAGAAUGCUACCCUAGAUGCUGAAUGCCAUGAAAAGGAAAAACUAGUAAAUCAGCUGCAGACUCGAGUUGCUGUUUUAGAACAGGAGGUCAAAAGCAAGGAGGAUCUGGUUACUAGGGCAAAAGAAGUAUCGGAUGCAACACAUGAGCAAAAGGUAAACCUGGAAAAAAAUAUAGAAAAGAAACAAAUUCAAAUAGGAAAUCUGGAAACAACACUAAAGUCACUGUCAUCUGAACUCCUUAAGGCCAAUGAGAUAAUAAAGAAAUUGCAAGGCGAUGUAAAGACUCUAAUGAGCAAACUGAAGCUGAAAAAUACAGUAACAAUUCAGCAAGAAAAACUCUUGGCUGAAAAAGAAGAAAAACUGCAGAAAGAACAAAAGGAUCUACAGGAAGCAGAAAGUUCUCUCCGAGCAAAAGAGCAAGAGGUGUGCAAGUUGCAGGAACAAUUGGAAGCAACAGUACAGAAGCUGGAGGAAAGCAAGCAUCUUCUCAAAACCAAUGAAAACGUCAUCACAUGGCUAAACAAGCAGCUGAAUGAAAUUCAGAUGACAAGGAAGCAAGAAGUGUCAGGAACAUCUACUAGUCCUAGUGGUGCCACUCCAAGAACUGGCAUUUCACCUCACAGUAUGGUUGAUAGCAGAAUUCCAUUUCUGAACUCGGGACUAGGCUAUCCCAUCUCUCCUUUGCUGCCUUUUCAAAGUUUCCCAGAUACAGUGGCUGUCAAAAGCAUCAACCAGCAAACUUCAGGACAAAAGCAGGUUCAGUUCAAUGUGCAGCCUCAAGAGACCAACAGAUGUUCGGAUUCGCAGCCAGGGAUUCCUCUGAUGACAAAUCACCCAACGAAUAAAGAGAAUGGUGAAAACAUGGGAUUGGAAGCAAAAUAUUUGAAGAAAAGAGAAGACAGCAUUCCUUUACGAAGGCUCAGCCAAAACACAUCUCACAACACAGGACACCUGAAGUCAACUGCCUUGAUAAAAACACAAAUACCAGCCAAAUCUGCAGCACCUUCCAGACCCUCUGCUUACUUCCCUGGAUAGUGGACAACAUAUUUGCCAUGGUAAAACGCUUAUCAGCAGUUGCAAUUCUUUUUAUGAUUAUCUCCCCUGUAAAGCGUCAACAUAAACUCAUUUAGUAAGCAAUGAAAUAUCUGAGAGAUAACAAGAGCUAGUCUUUUGGUCUGCUUACAUUGUAAUGUGAAUUACAGAAAUUUCCUAACAAGACUUCCAACAUUGUAAGGACCCAAAUGAGUGAUUGAGCAAUUUUGUAUCAAGUGCACUGACGGGAAGCAAGGUUUGCAAUUUCUCUCCAAGGCUGAAUUCUCUGUGCUACAUGUUUCUUCUUGGAUAUGGACCUCAGAGGUAAAAACUCAUCUUUGAAGCCUUGGAGCCUUUUCUUUAUUUUAAAGCUUGUCAAAGUUACUAUGCACUUCAGCUGUGACUCUUCAAGUCAUCGCUACCAGCUCCUGGUUACAUUUAAAUUAAAAUUUUACCAAGGAUGAGCUCAUCCAUUCAUUCUAUGCAACACUUUGAGGCUUUUGGAAGUGCAAAUGUCAAACUAAAUAUUGAUUGUCUGUUGCUUAUUUGACCAGAUGGUGGCACUCUUUAUAAACGUUUUGAACCUUUCCUAACUUUACAGGGAGAAAAGUAAAUAAGCUGCUCCAGGUUUAUUUUGCAAUCUUGCAAAUUUAUUUUUCAUUGCUCCUAAAUGUAAGUAAUUUGGUAGUGUUCCACUAAUUUCAAUGGGACAUUGAGCAGUGCAAAAAUCCACCAAGAUUCCUAAUAAUAGUAAGCAACUGUGUCUAGUUCUUACCAGGGUUCAGGCAUUACUUGACAUGGUUGAAUACCAAAUGCAGCAGUCUAAAUUAGAUUUGCCAGGUGAGUUCAGCCUUACAGCAAACUCUUAUUUUCAUUUAAUUUUGAAAUAUAUCAACUUUUUAUAUCUUAAUGGUCUGUAGUAUAAUAUCAGAGUAUCUUUAACAUUCUAAGUGACUGUUCAACAUUUGAAUCACAACAAAGGAUAAUUUUGCUGCUUUUCAAAUUAUUUUAAACUUAGGAUGUCAGUUUUUAAGUUGUAAAAUGUUGCAGUCAAUGUAUAGUGGCAUGAUUUAAGAAGUCUUACAUUACAUAAAACGGGUGCAUACCUAUAACAAACAACUAAAAUAAAUGAAAAUCAGCAAUCCUUCAAAAUGAUUUUGAGGCCUUUACAUUGCUCCUGCAAUCAGUAAGAUAUAUAAGCACUAUUCUGAUUCUCCCAAAAGCUAUGGAAUUUCAGAAUACUUGAUGGUGGGUGCAAGACCUAUUAAUCUCAGUGGGUUGUGAUUACACUUCUCUAUUCUAAAUAGAAGCAGUGUAAGAUUUUUGCAAAGCAUGUUUUUUUUAUCAGUCUCACUGAUUUAUAUUGGGAACUCUACAUGUGUGAUUUCAAAAUUGAAGUGUCAUUUCUUUAGCUGUUAGCAGUCAUGAUAUUCAAGUCUCUUAAAGGUGGUUAGUAUAGUAGGUUGUUACCCACUUAUGAGUGGCUUGCUUUUUUAGCACAUGGGCUUUUUGUAUAUUGUUACAGGUGUGUAAAUACAAAUUAUUUGAACAUGUAUUGCAGAAUCAUUCCUUGCAGUGUAAAAUUUGUACAUUUGUCUUUUAAUCAGAAUGCAUGUUCACAUGUAUCUAAAUGCUUGUUUCAGUAAAUUUUCAAAUGAAACAA
Messenger RNA from Podarcis muralis (Common wall lizard), 3646 nucleotides. RefSeq names its product SAS-6 centriolar assembly protein (gene SASS6). The record is from RefSeq and is a predicted model, not a curated record. NCBI's taxonomy places the organism in Eukaryota, Metazoa, Chordata, Lepidosauria, Squamata, Lacertidae. Gene Ontology annotation, cellular component: centriole; centrosome. Gene Ontology annotation, biological process: spermatogenesis; centriole replication.